AUGUGGAAGAAGGUGCUCCGGUCAGACGAGACCAAAGGGACGCUGGUCAAAGAUGAUGGGAAGAUGGAUGGAGCUAAAUACAUGGCAAUUCUGGAAGAAAACCUGUUGGAGGUACAACAUGCCCAGGACCCACUACAGUUUGCCUACAAGGCUGAUGUCAGAGUGGAGGAUGCCAUUCUGUCCCUCCUACAUAGAGCCCACUCACACCUGGACAAGGGAAAAGGCACGGAAAAACUAAACAGGGUGCAGGUGGACCCCUGCCGGGUCGCUUGGAUCUCCAACUACCUCACCGACAGACCACAGUACGUCAGGCUGAAGGACAACACGUCUGACAUACUGUGGUCAGCAGCACAGGAGCACCACAGGGCUGUCCCCUCUCCCCUCUGUAACGGGAACCACUCACUGUCGGAUCUGUGCAAUGAUGAGAGCAGGUGCGUGGGCCGGGAGGGAGCCAACAAUGAGCUCUGCCACAGCAGGAGGAAGAGAGAGAGGGAGAACCAAAACAAAAACAUGUUCCCUAACACGGAGUCAGCCGGUGAGACAGCUGAUGGAUGGACAGUGAAGAGGACCAGAGGAGGACUCACUGACGUCUGUGGAGCAGCUCCAGGCUUUGGGGGGCUUCUUGGUUCCUACUGUGUUGUGGAUCUUUCUGCUCCCAAUGAAACCUUCUGGUGUGAGGACUCCUCUGGACAGCAGAGUGACAGAGUCUCCUUCAUUGUCCAAUCAGAGACUACAGAUAAAGGUGUCAUCCUGGAGAUCCCUGCACUUCCUGUGAGGACAGGAAGUGAUGUCAUUCUGCACUGCAGACAGAGGAAUGGUGACACAGUCGAAGCUUAUUUCUUCAUCAAAGGAAGUUCUGUUGGUCCUAAAUCAGAGUACAUCAUCACUAACAUCACGCAGGCUGAUGAAGGUUUCUACUGGUGUUCUACUAAUCAGGGUGGAACGUCUCCUCAGAGCUCUCUGAGGGUCAGAGAUCCUCAUACAAUCAUCCAUCCUCCUCCUCACUGUCCUCCUCCAAGCACCUCCACAAACUUUGCUCCUCCUGUAAAAACUGCUCUUACGUGUUCUCCCUGUUCUCCUCCUCCUCCUCCUUCUCCUCCUCCUCCUUCCUCUCUCCUGGUCCCAGUUGUAGUAGGUCUGGUCUCUGGGCUUCUCCUGGUUCUAGUUCUGGGUUUGAUUCUGUUCCUCUGCUGGAAACUUAAAGGAAAUAAAAACCCGUCUCCUUCUCCUGUGGAUGUGACCUAUGCUGAUGUCACGAUCAAACAGAGAGCCAACAGGAGAGACAAACAUCCUGCUGAUCCACGAGCCGUCUACUCUGAUGUGAGGACUCAAACUUCAGGUCCUGAGGACGUCGCUUAUGGUCAGGUGGUCAUCAAAAGCAAGAAAAAAGGUGGCAAGAGGAAAGGUAACCAUAGUAACCACCAUAACGACAAAGCAUGGCACUCACCAUAA
Molecule: messenger RNA, 1452 nt
Organism: Oreochromis niloticus (Nile tilapia)
Lineage: Eukaryota; Metazoa; Chordata; Actinopteri; Cichliformes; Cichlidae
Exons: 11
Coding region: 1-1452 (483 amino acids)
Biological process (GO): cell surface receptor signaling pathway; immune response
Cellular component (GO): external side of plasma membrane
Molecular function (GO): transmembrane signaling receptor activity
Source: RefSeq, a predicted model, not a curated record